AUGAUUCGUAAAGUUGUGUCAAGUGUAGUUGUAAAUGUCAACCGCACAUCAUGUAGAAAUAUUUGUCUAUUAUAUAAUAAUUCUGUUCGAACUAUAUUUACAAGUGCCGGUAUCGGUAUUGAUAAUUUUAAACAAAGUAGAGAAAAGCAUGCAACAAGUUAUGCACCAUCGAUUGAAGAAUUUAAAAAACAUUUUAUAAAAUCAAUUCAAAAUCCAGAAGCAAAAAUAUUCACUGAAGAUCUUAGAAAUAUGAUUAUGUCAGCUGGUACUGACGAUGAAAUCGAUGCUGUUGUUCAAGCACUAAGAAAAUACACUUCGAAAAAGCAGUUGUUUAGUGAUCAUUUUGGUCCUCACAUUAUGCGACUACUCUAUAUUUACAAUAAAACUGACUAUGCCUUACAACUUUAUAUGGACGAAAACUUAGGAGAAACGUUUAAUGAUUCAGUAUCUACCCUUGUACUAAUGAAUAAAUUACUUGAAGAAAAACGAGUUGACGAUUGUGUUAAAGUAUUUGAACAUGGCAUUAAACAAGGAUUUAUCAUACAAUCGGGAAAACCAUAUCCACAAGAUGUUAUCAUGUUAGGAAUUGAAGCACUCUACAAACAAGCCAUAUGUCUCGCUGAUAUGGGCCGUGUUGACGAAGCAAUGAAUCUCAUUGAAGUUAUUACUCCCCGAUCGGAUAACAGAUCUGGUGAUCUACGAAAACUUUUUCCAUUAACAAUGCAUCAUAUACGUUUAGCAGCUGAAAAGUCGAAAGAUGCUCAAACGAUGAGUAAACUUGAAGAUUUGUCAAAAUAUGUUUUAUCAAACCAAUGGUUGAGUCAAAUCGAUUUCCCUGAAUAUAUUAAUGAGCCAAUGGGACGUCGUUUUCUAUUUAAACAAUCACAAACAUCAUAUCAACAUCAACAGCAGAGACCGCCAUUUGUUUCAGCUUAUAGACAACAGUAUGGAAAUAGAAGAGAUUUUGAUGGACAACCGCAACCAUUGAAUAAUAAUCGAAGAGGUGUAUUUGGACAACAUCAACAAGGCGGAUUUGCAUUUAACCGGAGUUUCGGAGGUGGUUUUCAACCACGACAAGAAUAUGGAAAUGAAAACAGAGACGAUUUUGAAUUGCGAAGUCAAAAAGAUAAUAGAAUGAAUAGUAGAAGUUAUCAGCGAGAUAUAAGAGAUAAUUACAGCCGCGGAUCAUCUCAGCGACGAUAUUCUGAUCGCGAGCAACAAUUCGAUGAUAAUGAUGGAGAAAGAAGAGAAGGAAAAGUGGCUAUGGGAAUGAAUCAACGUGCUAAUUCAACAUCUCAAACAAGUGAAAGAGGUUCUCGACAACCACUAGACUUUGGCAGUCGACCAGAUCAAAUAAGACGUAAUUUAGCAUUACGAUCAUCCAGUAGAAGAGCUGGGCAAACAUCAACUCCUACAUCACUUGAACUUGGUCCUAGUACAACAUCAUCAAUUCCCACCGCUCAAAAAUCGAGUGUUUUAGUCAACAGUCGAAAGUCAAUCGUGAGUAAUGAAGACGAUCAAAACGAAGUUGAUGAUGGAUUUGAACCAGCACCUGUCACCAACCAACAAGAAACGAGAAAACCACAAACUGAUAGAAUGGCUACAGCCCGCUGA
This is a messenger RNA of Didymodactylos carnosus, 1614 nucleotides long. The record is from the annotation of a GenBank genome assembly. NCBI's taxonomy places the organism in Eukaryota, Metazoa, Rotifera, Eurotatoria, Philodinida, Philodinidae.